UCACUUCACUUCACCAUGGGCAUACUUCUAUUCACCCACCAGCCCUCCUCACACACGUCUUGGAACAUCGACGUUGAUUUUGCUUGCUGCCCGGAUCCACCCAAGACCACCCCCAUUUGCCACAUCGCGGCCCUUUGCCUGCUACCUACCCGCCCCGUCAAAAUGCCGCACAGCGUUUCAGGCGCGUAUGUAGUCAAUAUCGCCCGCCAGGUCACGCCCGCCAGCUGCACCCCUUUCCGUGCAAUGCGGUGCCUCUUGUCUUGUCUUGUCCGUGCAUUUUUUUCCUAUCUCACAGGUAAUUGCUGGUCGGUUGUUUUGCUCAUUCCUUUUUUCUCCGGCCAGCUGAGCACAGAGUAUCCAAACCAAAUGCAGCCUGCCAGCCCCAUGUCUGUACUUGCAUAUGUAUCCAAGGCAGGUAAUUAUACAGACAGAAUACAAGCAUGUACCUGCUCCAUGCCCAGAGUGUGUACCUUUAAUCCGCUAGCUAGGCCUGGUUAGUACCAACACUGCAUUUUGAAUCGAUUCAAAUCCUACAGUAAAUCUAAACAUGGCCUGUAAAUAGUCAUGUACAUAGGACAGCUCAAGAACUGGCAACUGUUCAGGAAUGCUGCGUCACGUCGCCUUGCAUCUGUAGUCAGUCAAGUAGACGAAUCGUGUGAUGCUGAAACGCCAUUCCAUCAUGUUCGCAGGGAUUGGCUGUCGCGCCACUGCUGUUCGUCGUCACCUUAGUCGUCAAUCCUCAUCUCCCUACCUUUCACCUACUUACGUCGACGUUUCCAACCUUUUUGGCAUUUCUCGACAACUUACCUGCCCUACAGUACAAUACAUCAAGCAGGCAGUCCUCAAACCCUUGUCUUUUAUCUAACCCUCUCCGACUGCGAACCCCAGGACACAGCUCGUUCGGCUUUGUGGACGGCGUAUUCCCGGCAUUCUUUUUGAACAACAUUGGAAACAUUCCACCUCACCCGUGUGCGACCGAAUGCGCCCCCCGCCAUCCACCAACAAUGACAGACACCAUUCGUGGUCUUCUUAAAAGAUCCGAUUGCGCUAGCGACGCCCUCGAGAAGGAAACCAUCGCCGAAAAGCCAAUAUGGAAGAAGCUCACCUUCCAUCAUUUGGGGCUCAUCUUGUCGGCAACCUUCGGCGCCAUUGCUGUAGUGGUCGCCUUUUUCUUGAUAAUGAAACAUGCAAACCAUUACUUAAAACCCUACGAGCAGAAACAUAUCAUUCGGAUUCUCGUCAUGAUACCCAUCUACGCCGUCGUGUCCUUUCUCAGCUACCUAAAUUACCGCCAUGCCAUAUACUUUGAGCUUAUCCGCGACUGUUACGAAGCAUUCGCCAUUUCCAGCUUUUUCACACUCUUAUGCCAUUACAUCGCGCCCGAUCUUCACGAACAAAAGGCUUAUUUCCGAGGUGUGACGCCGAAAAAUUGGGUGUGGCCCGUGAAUUGGAUGCAGAAAUGCACGGGGGGAGAGGACAAGGGCUGGCUGAGGAAACCCCAGAGUGGGCUCACGUGGUUCAACGUUAUUUGGAUAAGCGUAUUCCAAUAUUGCUUGAUUCGCCCUUUCUUCACCGUCGUCGCAGUCAUAACCCAAUCUCAAGGCCGAUAUUGCGCCAGCUCCAAGAAUCCAAAAUAUGCCUAUAUCUGGGUUGCAGGGUUUGAAGCUGUGUCCGUCACCAUCGCCAUGUACUGUUUGAUCCAAUUCUACAUCCAACUUAAGCAGGACCUUGCCCACCACAGUCCAUUUCUGAAGGUGCUCUGCAUCAAACUGGUCAUCUUCUUUUGUUUCUGGCAGAGCUGGAUCAUUUCCCUGCUCACUGCUGAAGGUGGGCCCCUCAAGGCGACGGAUACAAUUGCCGGUCCGGAUCUUAGGAUAGGCAUACCUUCUAUGAUGACCUGCGUAGAGAUGGCUAUCUUCGCCGUGCUACAUCUCUGGGCAUUUCCCUGGAAGCCGUACGAUUUUAGCAGACGACAUGAGCCGUUGCGACAAGGGACGGGGCCUGUGGCAAGGGAAACACCGAAGACCUAUGUUUAUGGACCUUUCCGAGCUCUCCUUUCCGCCCUCAACCCUUGGGAUAUCGUCAAAGCUUGUAGCCGGGGUUUCCGUUGGUUAUUCUACGGCCACCGUCAUCGCAAACAAGACCCCUCUUAUCAAAAUAAACUCGUCUCCAUGACUCCCAAUGACACUAGCUACCACAGCCAAGCCUUUGCAGAGAAUGGAGAGGCAAAUCUCAGCAGCGCUAAUCCGGGGAGGAAGAAUAAGAAGGAUGGAUUUGACGAAUCCGACACGUCUGGUCUGCUAAGAAAUGCCCAGGCUAACCCGUAUCAUAUGCAGGAGAUGGAUUCUUACACCGGUACACAUGGAUACAUGAAUCCGGACAGUCUCCCUGCGGCACCAUUACCCGGUCAGGAGUAUCAUGUGUCAUCCGCACCUCAACAGAACGGAUACACGGACUUUGAGUCGCAGCAAAUGUCACAUCAAGGGCCACCCGAAAGACAGGCACCACCAGGACAAUAUUUUGGUGGUUCGGGACGGCCAAGUGCGGAUUGGGAUAUGUUCGCAGGCGCGAGACCUGGUGAAAUAGCCCCCGGAAAGGGACCGGGAGCUUCGUACGAUAGAUUUUGAGCGGCAUUGGUGGCGUUAUGUGUUUUUGGUUGGCAGGCGUUCUGGUUGUACUAGUACAGAGGGGCCUUUCUUUGGGCCUUAAACUUUGCUUCUCGCCAUUCGAUACCC
Molecule: messenger RNA, 2735 nt
Organism: Periconia digitata
Lineage: Eukaryota; Fungi; Ascomycota; Dothideomycetes; Pleosporales; Periconiaceae
Source: the annotation of a GenBank genome assembly